Drosophila novamexicana is the source of this 936-nucleotide messenger RNA. RefSeq lists its product as uncharacterized. The transcript is spliced from 3 exons. The coding region runs from base 45 to 872 and encodes 275 amino acids. The record is from RefSeq and is a predicted model, not a curated record. NCBI's taxonomy places the organism in Eukaryota, Metazoa, Arthropoda, Insecta, Diptera, Drosophilidae.
GUUGCUCCUUAGUCCGAAAUUAGUUUUUAUAUAUUUUAUUUGCAAUGCAACGAUUUCUUAGUAUAUUUGGUGAACAGAAAUGCAAAAUUAUUGGCAUGAUACAUGUGGAUGCGCUGCCAGGCACGCCUCGCUAUGCCGGCAAUUGGCAACAGAGCAUUGAGAAGGCCAAGCACGAAGCGGAGCUGUACAAGAAACACAAAGUGGACGCUGUGAUCAUUGAGAAUAUGCACGAUAUACCCUAUGUGCAGGAUCGUCUGCUGGGCCCUGAGAUUGUGUCCUGCAUGACCCGACUGUCGCAGGCUGUGCGCAGCAUCAUGCCCCGCCAGACGCCCUGCGGCGUCCAGGUGGUUGCCUGCGGCAACAAACAGGCACUGGCCAUAGCCAAGGCCUGUCAGCUGCAGUUCAUACGCGCCGAGAGCUUCGUCUUUGGCCAUGUGGCCGAUGAGGGCUAUACGGACGCGUGUGCCGGUGAUCUGUUGCGCUAUCGCAAGCACAUCGAUGCACAGGAUGUCCUCGUCUUUACGGAUAUCAAAAAGAAGCACAGUUCGCAUGCAAUUACAGCGGAUUGCAGCCUGCUGGAAACGGCGCAGGCCGCAGAAUUCUUUCUGACCGACGGCAUCAUCGUUACGGGCGCGGCAACGGGCAAGGCGGCCAGUGAACAGGAUGUGCAGGAGCUGUCGGGCAAGCUGAAGGUGCCGCUCAUGAUAGGCUCCGGCGUGACCAAGGAGAACAUAAGUCAAUAUUACCCUGAUGCACAGGCGGUCAUCAUAGGCUCGCACUUCAAGCACGAUGGCAACUGGGAGCAGGACAUCGACGAGCAGGCGCUGCAGAGCUUUAUGCACAGGGUCUGUGCGCUGCGAGAGGCGACGUAAACGCAAUCCAUUUGUAUUGUAAAUGCUUUUAUUGUGUAUAUAAAUGAAUUGAAAUUGUGAUAUG